UUGUUCAGAAUAAGUCUCAUUUGUACAUACAAAAGCUAAAGAAAGCAUGCAAUUAAACAAUACAAUAUUUAAUUCUUAUAUAUUUUUUUUUGUCUUUUAUUCUUCAAACAUAACUUGCAUCUGCAUAAUUGAAAAAGUUAAAAAUAAUCCUUGUGCCAUACCAAAACAUAAAAAAUAUUGUAACGAAUAUUUAAUCAACAAUGAUUUUAUAGAGGCCCAUUCCGUUAUCACUAUAUGAUAUAGUACUUUUUCUCGAAGAAAAAUAUUCUAUUUUAAAUAUUAUAUAAUUACUGAAAAAAUUAUAUUAUAAAUAAUAUUUCCACUUUAGAAUAUAACACUUGAGAGUCUGACGGUACUAUCAGAAUAAUUGAUAUGAGAUAAAUAUUUAAUGUUUGCAUUUUAAUUGUUAAAACUUUUAAAAAGUUUUGAAAGCACGAAAUAAUAUCAUUAUUCUGAAAGCAGCGUUUGUGGUUGAGAAUGCACAAUGCUACGGCGAACGAAUAAGAGUGUUUGGUAUUUUAGGAAACUGUCUUUGUGGAUUUGAGCGUUUUAAAAAAUAUUCAAUUUGUACAUAAAAUGAAUUAUUUAUUAUAUUAAGAAUGAAUGAAGUUGAUUAAGUUAUAUACCGCUUAUGGUACACAUGGCGCUCUUCAAACAACUAUUUUCGUACAAAUGAGAGCAAUUUAACCUGUAUGAAAAGUUAAUAUUUUAAAUAUAAUACUGUGUCGUUUGAUGACGUUUACUUAUAUUAUUAUUUAUUAUAUAUUAAAAUUAUGUCAACAUUUACAUUUGGAACGCCUGCAACUUCAAGCAACACGAAUUUUGGAUUUGGACAAAAACCUGCAACAGGCUUUAAUUUAACUAGUACACCUUUUGGUUCAAGUACUUCAGCACCAACAUUAACUUUUGGAACUUCUUCUACACCAGCAACAACUACUGGUCUUAGUUUUGGAUUCAAUACUGCACCUGCAACUUCUGCACAAACACAAUCAAGUGGUUUACUUUUAGGAUCAAAUGUAACUACUACAACAACUACAGCUGGUUUAUUUCCAGUUCCAACUACAUCUGCACCAUUAUUUGGUAGCCUUACUUUUGGUACUCCAGCAGCAAGUACUACUUUAACAUUUGGUGCUCCAUCUGCAACAUCUACAACUGGAAAUGUUACCUUUGGUAUACCUAGCACUACAACAUCAUUAUUUGGUAAUAGCAGUUUAUUGGGAUCAAAAUUAGCUACUGGUACUAUAACUACCACAAGUAUUAUAAAUAAAGGAUUAGGGGGAAUAGAUGUAUCCGUGAGUAAUAAAGGACUUUCACAAGAAAAUAUUAAUCAAGCUGUUAAAGAAAAUAUUUGGCCACCAGAAUUAUUACAGACAAUAGAAAAGUUCAAAGAAUUUGUAAAAGAACAGAAAGUACUAUCUUCAGAUAUAGCAAGAGGUUCUGCAAGACCAUUGAAUCGAUGUGCAGAAGAUACAGCAUCAUUGAUGGAACUUCUAACAACAUUAGCUGGAUCUGUUCAACGAGAUCGUUCUGCUGCUGAUAAGUUAAAACAAGAUACUGCAAAAGCAUUACAAAAUGCUGAAAUAGCUCAAAGAACACAUGAUACUCCAUCAGGAUUACAAUAUGAAAAUAAUGCACCAUUAUUAUUUUUUAUGGAAUUAGCUGAUAGUUUUGAACAUGAUUUAAUGUUAUUUAGAUCUCAAAUUGAAACAACAGAAAAACAUAUACAAACAAUGAUGACUCCAAAAACUUUAACACCACAAGAAUUGACAAUGGCAAUGAGUAAACUUCAUGAGUCUCUUGUAGCUGUUGCUGGUAAAUUACAAGGUGUACAUUCAAAAGUACAGCAACAAAAAGAACAAUAUUUAAACUUUAGAAAAUAUGUUUUAAAAGAUAAUACCAAUGUUUUUGAAGAUAUUAAAAUAGAUGGAAAAACAUCACGAAAUAGUAUUGGAAAAAUACCAGGUCCUACUCCAUUUGGCCCAGGAAAUAAAAGUUUUCUUUCAUCAACAGCAUUAAAUUCUAAUAGACCAGGAAGUUAUGAAACACGAAAUCCACUAGGUCUUGCCUGGAUUUAGUAUAAGGAAAAGAGUAAGGAAUCUAUUUUAGUUUACGAGUUUGGGGAAAUACAAUAUCAACACCAUGUGCUACUAACAUUACUCUAAGUUCAUCAUUGAAACCACCAACAGCAAGUUUGACCUUUAAUACUCCAUCAAAUCUUACUACACCUUUACCAACGAGUGAAUCUAAUUCAAAUUUUCAACUUCAGAAACCUCCUAUUGGUAAUAAAAGAGGAAAACAUUAAAUCAUAUUUAUGUUUAUAGUUAUUUAUUGUAUUAAGUAUAUUUAAUAUAUGGUUAUAAAUA
Apis mellifera (honey bee) is the source of this 2363-nucleotide messenger RNA. RefSeq names its product nucleoporin p58/p45 (gene Nup58). Gene Ontology annotation, cellular component: nuclear pore. Gene Ontology annotation, molecular function: structural constituent of nuclear pore. The record is from RefSeq and is a predicted model, not a curated record. The transcript is spliced from 10 exons. Gene Ontology annotation, biological process: nucleocytoplasmic transport. NCBI's taxonomy places the organism in Eukaryota, Metazoa, Arthropoda, Insecta, Hymenoptera, Apidae. The coding region runs from base 774 to 2075 and encodes 433 amino acids.